GCAAAAGCGGGGCCGGGACAUGUCCAGCCCUGAAAACACACGAAACUGGACCCCGAACCAGGGCCGUGGCUGUGGAGCUGGGACCGGGGGCUCAGCAGGCUCUAGGAACCCGCAGGGCUCGCAACCCUCCAGGAGGGCCAGAGGGAGAUUGCUGGGGAGCCCACGCCCCCCACCCCUCCAUUCUGCUGCGGUUCUCAGAGGAGGAGCCUCGGACUGCGUGCGGCCUCGCUGAGGGUGCAGGCGUUGGAGGCCGGGAGAGAGGCUCAGGGCGCAGGGGCGUGGCGGCGGGGAGAGCCCUGCGGAGGCCCGCGCCGUCUGCACGCGGAGCACCGGGAGACGCUGCAGGACCGCACAGCCUGGGUAGAAGGGGACGGAGUGGGGGGCUCGCGCACCCGCUGAUCCUGAUCUUACACGCCCGCCGGUGGGCAGCACGGAGCCGGGCACCAGCACCUGUGCCCAGCGUUGCUGGCAGGGGGAGGCGGGAAGCGGGGCCCAGGGCCUGGGAAUCUCAGGAGGCGGGGCCGCAGGACAUGGGAUUUGGAUGCACGGAUGGAGGCCUCCGGGGGUCGUGCGCUGCUGAACUCCCUUCCUUGCUCGGGUUUCACUGCAUUUCGAAACACCUGUUCCAUAGUGGACAGGACUCGGAAUCCCGCCGCCCGCAUCAUCUGGAGCAGCGAUCCAACUGCCACUGGCUCCAGACCCUGCAUCAUGGAUGCUCUUUCUGAAGCAAAUGGCACCUUUGCCAUCCAGCUUUUAAAGAUACUGUGUCAAGACAACCCUUCACACAACGUGUUUUAUUCUCCCGUGAGCAUCUCCUCUGCCCUGGCCAUGGUCUUCCUGGGGGCAAAAGGAAACACUGCUGCCCAGAUGGCCCAGGUGCUUUCAUUAAGCACAGAGAAAGACAUUCAUCAAAGUUUCCAAUCACUUCUUGCUGAAGUGAACAAACCUGGCGCCCAGUACUUGCUCAGAACGGCCAACAGGCUCUUUGGAGAAAAGACCUUUGAAUUCCUCUCGACCUUUAAGGAAUCCUGCGCUCGGUUCUACCACGCUGAGCUGGAGCAGCUUCCCUUCGCCAGUGCCGCAGAGCAGUCCAGGAAUCACAUCAACACUUGGGUCUCAGAAAAGACUGAAGGUAAAAUUCGAGACUUAUUGCCAAGUAGCUCAGUCAGUGCCGACACCAGGCUGAUUCUGGUCAAUGCCAUCUACUUCAGAGGAAGGUGGGAUGAACAGUUCAACAAGAUGUACACAAGGGAAAUGCCUUUUAAAAUAAACCAGAAGGAGCAAAGGCCAGUGCAGAUGAUGUUUCAAGAAGCUAUGUUUAAGCUUGCCUACAUCAAAGAGGUGCAGACCCAGGUCCUGGAGCUGCCCUACGCGGGGGAGGAGCUGAGCAUGGUCAUUCUGCUCCCGGACGACCACGUGGAUCUAAGCUUGGUGGAAAAAAAUCUCACUUUGGAGAAAUUCAGAGCCUGGACCAGGCCAGACCGUCUGCGGGGUGUGGAAGUGGAAGUGUUCCUUCCGAGAUUUCAGCUGGAAGGGGAUUAUGACAUGGGAUCUGUGCUCCAGGGUUUGGGAAUGGUGGAUGCCUUUCAGGAGGACAAGGCUGACCUUUCGGCACUGUCAGGAGAGAGAGGUCUGUGUCUGUCCAAGUUCGUGCACAAGAGUUUCGUGGAGGUGAACGAGGAAGGCACGGAAGCUGCGGCCGCGUCAGGCAUCGUGGUUUUGGAAUGUUGCUCGGCGCCCGGCCCCACGUUCUGCGCCGACCACCCCUUCCUUUUCUUUAUUAGGCACAACGCAGCCAACACUAUUCUGUUCUGUGGCAGGUUUUCCUCUCCGUAAGGGUGAGCAUUUCCCUCUUUCUGGUCCUCUCCCACUCCAUAGCCCCGGGAAGAUGGGCCUUUGAAGCCCCGCGCAAAGGUGAGGGCAGAUUCCUCCUGCGUCUCAAUCCCAUGCUUGUCCACACCCAGCUCUCCCCAUCCUGAGCACCCAUUUGCCCUACUUUGUCAAGAUCAUGGGACAACAGGCCUUAAUGAUUCCCUGUAGUAUUUCAAGUGCAGUCCGAAUCCUGUAAGAUGGAAUGCAGAGUUUCCCUAGAUGGCCCCGGACUUGCUCCCUCCUCAUUCCACUUGUAAUUCAUUCUAGUGACACUUGUGUUCUGCCUUGUACCUCAAAUCCGGUUGCAUACCUGCCUUAGCCUGUUUCAGUAGUAAUAAAUGCUGCUAGCUAAGGCUACUGUUUUAUAGUCUGCCCAGUGCAUGGACUUUUUAGAAAGCUUCUUCAAUGCACAUUUUUAUUUUACCUUUGUUUGACAUUCUUGCUUCACUAAGUAGGUGGCAAACAGGGCGUCAGGCAUCGGAGACAUAAGGGCGGAGUCAUGGUCUUUUGACACCUGGUCUUUAAAACUCAUGCUAGAGUGGCUUUUAUAACAGCCAGGCUGGACAAGUAAUGUCCUUAAACUUAUCAUGUGGUCCCCUUGUAGGGAUUCCCAUUUCCUGUUGCUCUUGGAUUUUCUCCACCUCCAACUCUAACAAAAAUUCCAUUCAACUCUUAAAUUUCCAAUGUCUUCUCCAGGAAAAUCUUUCUUUUCUGCAUAAGCAGAUUGCAUCUUUUGAACUCUUAUUGCUUACUGAGGGAGGGCAUUUCUCUUAUGGCAGUUGCUUUAUUUAUGAAUCAUCUGUGUUCUCCAACUGGGCCCAUUCCUCAGGGGUUGGGACUAUAUUUUACAUGUCUAUGUGCUGUGUACAAUGCAGCGAUAGUAAUUUGAUCAUAUGUGAGCUCUGUAACUUUUUAAAAAGUGAUUAGAUAUCAGUGAUAUUAUUGGGGCCUUCUUAAAGAAUUUGUUAUUGAGGUGAAAUUCACAUAGUGUAAAAUUAAGCAUUUUGAAGCGAACAAUGCAGUGACCUUUAGUACAUUAAAAAUGUUGUGCAACCACUGCCUUUAUCUAGUUACAAAAAAUGUUCAUCACCCUAAAGGAAAACCCUGUGCAGUGCCUCCCCCUUCUCUCCCCGUCCAACUCCUGGCAACUGCCGGUCUGCUUUCUACCUCUAUGGAUUUACCUACUCUGGAUAUUUCAUAUAAAUGAAUUAUAUAAUAUAUGACCUUUGGUUUUUGGCUUUUCUCAGCAUGACCCGUUCAAGGCUCAUUCAUGUUCUAGCAUGUACGUCAUCUCUUUUUAUGACUGAAUAAUAUUACACUGUAUAGCUGUAGCAUAAGAUUUGUUUAUCCAGUCGUUGGUUGAUGGACAUUUGAUUUGUUUCCAUCUUUUGUCUAUUUAUGAGUAAUCCUUCUGCAAACAUGCAAGUACAUGUA
Messenger RNA from Ailuropoda melanoleuca (giant panda), 3306 nucleotides. It is a transcript of the gene SERPINB9, whose product is annotated as serpin family B member 9. The transcript is spliced from 7 exons. Bases 550 to 1836 code for a protein of 428 amino acids. Gene Ontology annotation, biological process: negative regulation of endopeptidase activity. Gene Ontology annotation, molecular function: serine-type endopeptidase inhibitor activity. Lineage: Eukaryota; Metazoa; Chordata; Mammalia; Carnivora; Ursidae. Gene Ontology annotation, cellular component: cytoplasm. The record is from RefSeq and is a predicted model, not a curated record.